ACCGAGGCUACCCUUGCUUUGUUUCUUGAAUUUACAAGUGUGUCUUUAAGGGAGCCAAUACAACCUCAGAAUCACACUGACAAAAGGAGAACAAAUUUUCAAAUCGUGGACUUAGAAAUCUUGUGUGACGACGAUACGAUUUCGAUUGUACGAAUCGGUAUCGAGCCGUAAAAAAUGGAGGAAGACCCAUUUCUCCGGCAGUACCAGCCGUCGGAGCUUAAGAUCGCUUCGGAGUUUUUGACGAAUUGGCUACCUUUCUUAUCGAAAGAUCUAUGCAAGGACUGUAAUCACCUUCUCUCCAAUCGAAUCCGUUCUCUUGACCCAGAACAUUGUGGUGUCACAGAUAAAUUUGAUGGAGAGUGUAAAGCUGGUUCUUGUACGGUGGUGGGAAAUUUGGAAACAGAAAGAACAAGUAACAUUGUGGAUGAAAGUUAUGAUGGGAAGUCUAAUAAAGAUUUGGAAGACUGUGAUAACCAUUCGUUAGGUAGUUGGAACGAGAGUGGAAUUGUAUUUGGUUCGUUUUCUGAAGCUUCGAGUAGUGUACUUCCCUCUCGACCAUCUGUUGUUGAAUCAGCAAGCCCUCGAAUGUCAUGGGCUGAUAUGUCACAAGAGGAUGAGUUUGAGGAUGAGGAGGAUGAGGAGGAGCAGAGAGAUUCGGGUAGGAAAGGUUUUGAUGCGGGUUCGAUGAAGACUCCCGGGAAGACUAAGUUGUCUAGAGACCAGAGAGAGAAUCUCAGGCUGAUGCAUGUGAAGAGAAAGAAAGAUUUCAUUUGCUUGGAGAGAGUUAAGGGGAAAAUCGUUAACGUGCUUGAUGGACUUGAGUUGCACACUGGUGUUUUUAGCGCAGUGGAGCAGAAACGGAUUGUUGGUCUAGUGUAUCAACUUCAAGAGAAGGGUCGAAAAGGAGAACUUAAAAAGCGUACAUUUACUGCUCCCCAAAAGUGGAUGAGAGGCAAAGGACGUGAGACUAUUCAAUUUGGCUGCUGUUACAACUACGCUACAGAUAGAGCUGGAAACCCACCUGGUAUCCUUCAGCGUGAAGAAGUGGAUCCGUUACCUCAUCUUUUCAAAGUAAUCAUUAGAAGGUUGAUUAAUUGGCAUGUACUGCCUACAACUUGUGUUCCUGAUAGCUGCAUUGUCAACAUCUAUGAGGAAGGUGACUGCAUACCUCCUCACAUCGACAACCAUGACUUUCUCCGUCCGUUCUGUACCAUCUCUUUCCUCAGUGAAUGUGAUAUCCUCUUUGGCUCAAACCUGAAAGUUGAGGGUCCUGGUGAAUUCUCGGGUUCGUACUCAAUACCGCUUCCUGUGGGAUCAGUUCUGGUGUUAAAUGGAAAUGGAGCUGAUGUAGCUAGGCACUGUGUACCUGCAGUUCCGACAAAAAGAAUAUCAAUCACAUUUAGGAAAAUGGAUGAGUCGAAACGCCCAGUUUGGUUCACCCCAGAGCCUGAUUUGCAAGGGAUCGAGCCACUGUCGUUGGAGCUGAACGGCUCUGGUUCUGCUUCAAGGUCCGCAGGAUUAAACAGCCAUAACGGCACAAACCGAAGAGGACAUGGACGUAGAGGAGGAGGUAAUAAUUAUGACUCAAGAGGUUACUAUAACGCUGAGAGAAGCAGUGAACACAAUGACUCUGGAGACUGGCCAUCAAGCCAGAGAAGAGGAAAGCCACGUUCGAGUAGAAACUAAAGGUUCAACUUCUGAAGCUAAAAUAUAUGAGUUAUUUUUUCAUUAGAUAACAAAUUUUCCACAUAAAUAUAAAUUUGUACAACAUGUUAACGUCUGA
Messenger RNA from Capsella rubella, 1783 nucleotides. RefSeq lists its product as uncharacterized. The record is from RefSeq and is a predicted model, not a curated record. The transcript has 6 exons. Gene Ontology annotation, molecular function: demethylase activity; mRNA binding. Bases 175 to 1686 code for a protein of 503 amino acids. NCBI's taxonomy places the organism in Eukaryota, Viridiplantae, Streptophyta, Magnoliopsida, Brassicales, Brassicaceae. Gene Ontology annotation, biological process: mRNA catabolic process.